Molecule: messenger RNA, 1691 nt
Organism: Nannospalax galili (Upper Galilee mountains blind mole rat)
Lineage: Eukaryota; Metazoa; Chordata; Mammalia; Rodentia; Spalacidae
Gene: Ifitm10
Product: interferon induced transmembrane protein 10
Exons: 5
Coding region: 1-1257 (418 amino acids)
Cellular component (GO): plasma membrane
Source: RefSeq, a predicted model, not a curated record
AUGCACAGGAGAAGAGCAGGAAGAGGGGCUGGCUCUUGGGCAGGGAGGAGGCUGAGGUGUCUGCGCGCCAUCGCCUCCGCCACCGUGAGUCAGGCUCUGGCUGCAGCCGCGGCCCGGCCUGGCGCUGCGGAACGCGCACCGGCAGCGGGGGAGGCAGUGGCGCCGCCGAGCCCCGCGCUCCCCGCCCCCAAGGUUGGGCAGCUGGGACGCAGAUCCGCGGACAGAUACCGGCCGGGACGGCGGAAGGACGCGCGCUACGAGUCGUCGCCAGUAGGUGAGGGCGCGCGGUCCGGGAGGCUGCCGCAGACCCGGCCCAAACCGGGACCGCGCAGCCCGGGCCGCAGCCCCGGGUGCUCGGCGGUCAGUGCUCGGUGGCGCAGGGCGCGAGAGCCUGGCCGCCUCUUGGAACCGUCGUUGUGCGUCUGUUCGUGGCACCGGGGAUGGGGGAGUGAGGGGCUCCGGGUGACACUGUGCGUGCUUGGGGUGCCCGCCCGUGCGGCUGUGCGUGUCGCGCUGUGGGUCACGGUGGGCAGUUGUUUACCUGGCGCGUCUGGGCGCGCGGGCGUGCCGGGGCCGGAGAGCCCGGCGGGUGGUGCUGGCGUCUGUGCGUCUCUGCCAGCGCUGCACAUUCUGCUAGUUGGUGAGCAGAGCGGUGUCAUUGGCCCCGGCCAGUGCCCAGCCCAGCUGGGAGCCACGGCCAGCACCACGGACGGCGCCCAGGAAGCCCGAGUCCCCCUGGACGGGGCCUUCUGGAUUCCCAGGCCCCCAGCAGGUUCGCCCAAGGGCUGCUUCGCCUGUGUGUCCAAGCCACCUGCCCUGCAGGCUGCAGCCGCCCCGGCCCCUGAACCCUCGGCCUCACCUCCCAUGGCGCCCACUCUGUUCCCCAUGGAAUCUAAAAGUAGCAAGACCGACAGUGUUCGGGCAGCUGGUGCCCCCCAGGCCUGCAAACACUUAGCAGAGAAGAAGACGAUGACAAACCCCACCACGGUCAUCGAGGUCUACCCUGACACCACCGAGGUGAACGACUACUAUCUGUGGUCCAUCUUCAACUUCGUCUACCUCAACUUCUGCUGCCUGGGCUUCAUCGCCCUGGCCUACUCCCUUAAAGUUCGGGACAAGAAGCUCCUCAAUGAUCUGAACGGAGCUGUGGAAGAUGCCAAGACAGCAAGGCUGUUCAACAUCACCAGCUCUGCGCUGGCAGCCUCCUGCAUCAUCCUCAUCUUCAUUUUCCUGCGGUACCCCCUCAGCGACUACUGAGCCUGGCAGGCUUAAGCCUGGAGACUCAUGGUGAUGGAGACUCAGGAUGCUGAGAACAUGGGGCAGAAUGGGCUUCUGCCAAAGCCCAGAACUGUGCACAGCAGCCAAGAGGCCAGAAGCUGAGUGCCUACCAGAGCUGCUGUUCCUCCCAGCCACCCUGUCUGCCUCCUGCCCCUGCCCUGCGGUCACUGGGACCCUGGGCUUCCUCCCACACUGCUCUGCUGCCAGCGGCUGCCAUCCCUGCCCCCACGCACCUUGCCCAGGCUCCUGGGCCCCUCAGACACCCAGUAAGAAGGGCUGACAUGGGAGCUCCCAGGAUGGGGACUGUGAGCACUAGGAGCUCCCUCACUCCCAACCCUGGCCUCCUCCAAGCUGUGACCCUGCUCCAAGCUCUUGUAUCUGUGAACUUUCAAUAAAACACCUGUCCAGCUCAA